AUGGGCGGCAGUAAAUCAGUCACGCCACGGUCAAAACAUUGGGGUGAAUAAAAGAUGUUCUUCACAAUCCCACCAUCGGAUGCGCACCGAUUGACAUCAAACAUGGAGAACAUGCCUAUAAUUUAGUUAUAAUGCAAAUAUUUUUAUUCUUCUGCAAACAAGAGAUGUAGUUUACCGGUAUCUUUGAAGUAUUAUAUACCCGUGCAUUAAACCGCAAGGGACAGAGGAUCCAUUGAAUCUUGAGGAGCAGCCAAGAAUACAAUAGGAUGGAGACCGUAUGUGGUAAAGGAGCGACAUUGGAUGGUGACAUGCUGAUGGUCAUCGUUAAACAAGAGGAAGAAGACCAUAUGGAGCAGAUGUCCAAUGGUCCACUGUCAUCUGACACACUCAUCAAACAGGAGCAAGAAGAGGGCCUAGAACAAGGCACUACAGCUCCAGGCGACCAACUCCCUGAGGAAACCGACACCCUGGAAGAAGCAGAGGAGGAGAAAAAGAGGAGGAAGGGAAAGACCGAAGAGAGGUUCUGGGCUGCUGUUGAGACUGAGGAUGUCUCUGGGUCAGACUCCAGUUGGUGCUGCAGACUGUGUCAGCGCUGCUUCAGUUCCUCCUGGCAGCUGACGGGACACUGUUGUACUGGCAUCGCGGGGGAGGACGGGGUCGCCCACGGCCACAAGGUCAAACUGGAGUUCCGGUGCCCAGUGUGUGGCGACCGCUUCCUCCGCCCCACAGCCUUCAUCAUGCACAAGCGCAGUCACAUGGGCCAGUCCCAGUACGUCUGUGGGGUCUGUGGACGGACGCUCAAGAGCCUGCGCAAGCUGUCCUCCCACAAGCGCUCACACUCCCGCCGCCGCGGGACUGUGGCUGAACGACAGCAGUGCCCUGACUGCAGCCAGAGCUUCUGCAACUUGACGGCACUCAGAAGCCACCGGGAGAGACAGCAUGGAGAGGAGAGGAACUGGAAGGAUGAGGAGGACAGUGCGGUGAGAGAGGAAGAGCAGGGAAGCACUGCAGUAAUCUCUAAUGAUUCAACCAGAGUUUCAGCUCAGCCUCCCCAGUCUCCUCAGUGCCACCAGUGUUUCAUGACCUUUCAGGAUGCAGAGACAGAAGAGAGGCAUUUACGCUUCAAGCAUCCAGUAGAGUAUGAGAGACAUCUCAGAGGUCGCACAGUGUUUGCCUGCUGUGUCUGCGACCGAACAUUCCCCUCCUCCCGCCUGCUCUCAGCUCACCAACGCACCCACAGCAAGUGGAGUCUGCCCCCCACUGGCCCAGAAGACUCUGUCCAAGAAAGCACAGACGGAGGAGAGGCUGAGGGUGUGGACAAUGAAAAAAACAGAGCUGGUCCAACGAGCUGUGAGCACUGUCAUAUCAUCUUCAAUGACCCUCGAACCUGGGAACGUCACAUGACGGCCAAGCACCCCCCAUCCCUGUCGACACCUACUUCACCAGGGAAUGCCUACCUGACUUCUAGACCUGCCAGGGGUCAACUACGACCCUAUCGCUGCUCCUCCUGUGGAGAGAGAUUCAUACAGGAAAGCACCCUGACCAAACACUGCACCGAGGCACACGCCAGCUGAGAGAGGAUGGUUCUGGGAGCAUAGAUACCAAGAUGAAGAGGACAAGAGGCAAGUUGGAGUGAUCUAUAUAUAUAUGAUUGUUUUCCAGGAGUGCCUUGACUAACUAUUUAUAAAGUUGUUUAAUGAAGAAAUUACAUGUCACUUAUGAGAUUUAUCCUAUCAUUUCAUUGUAGGUCUUAGUGUCAACCCUUAUGCCAACUUUCUCCAACAAGAAACAGAAUCUUCACAAAAUCUAUUUUGAAUUAAUAUCUCUUUUAGGGCUGUGACGAUACCAGUAUUGCAAUAUUUUUUCCAUGCCAAAAAUGAAAACGCCAGGCAGACUUGACUCUUUGGUCCUUUUUAUUUUCUAAGCUAUAGCUUUGAAAAUAAAUAAGUGAUUCUGGAUGAAAACAUAACGAUGUUUGUUUCCAACUUCAAGGCUGUUUCCCCAAAGAAGUUAAAUCCACUUUGUGUUUUGUUUCCUUGCCACGAUACUGGUAUCGUCCCGGCCCUAACAACUUGAAAGCACGAGUGUCAAAAUGGAGUAGUUUUCAAAAUAAAAGCAUGACCAUAUUUAUUAGAGAUUCACAUAAAAAAAAGAAUAGUUAUUCACCUGUGCCAUGAAUAAAGAUAGGAUGAAAACAGACCAAACCAGCUUUUGAUCAUUUUGAUAGCAAUAAUGUUUGUACUACGACAUGUAAACUACAUGAACAAAAGUAUGGGAACACCUGCUCAUCAAACAUCUCAUUCCAAAAUCAUGGGCAUUAAUAUGGAAUUGGUUCCCUCUUCGCUGCUAUAACAGUCUCCACUCUUCUGGGUAGGCUUUCCAUUAGUAGUUGGAACAUUGCUGUGUGUAGUUGCUUCCAUUCAGCCACGUGCAUUAGUGAGGUCGGGCACUGAUGUUGGGCGAUUAUGCCUGGCUGGCAGUCGGCGUUCUAUUUCAUCCCAAAAGUGUUCGAUGGGGUUUAGGUCAAGGCUCUAUGCAGACCAGUCAAGUUCUUCCACACCGAUCUCAACAUACCAUUUCUGUAUGGACUGAAAGCUGAAAGCGCGAACCACUGCUUUUAAUCAGGGCAAGGUGUCUGGUAAUAUGUCCGAAUAUAAACAAUGCAGCUAUUCCCUCCGCAAGGCUAUUAAACAAGCUAAUCGUCAGUACAGAGACAAAGUGGAAUCUCAAUUCAAUGGCUCAGACACAAGAGGCAUGUGGCAGGGUCUACAGUCAAUCACGGACUACAAGAAGAAACCCAGCCCAGUCACGGACCAGGAUGUCUUGCUCCCAGGCAGACUAAAUCACUUUUUUGCCCGCUUUGAGGACAAUACAGUGCCACUGACACGGCCUGCAACGAAAACAUGCGGUCUCUCCUUCACUGCAGCCGAGGUGAGUAAGACAUUUAAACGUGUUAACCCUCGCAAGGCUGCAGGCCCAGACGGCAUCCCCAGCCGCGCCCUCAGAGCAUGCGCAGACCAGCUGGCCGGUGUGUUUACGGACAUAUUCAAUCAAUCCCUAUACCAGUCUGCUGUUCCCACAUGCUUCAAGAGGGCCACCAUUGUUCCUGUUCCCAAGAAAGCUAAGGUAACUGAGCUAAACGACUACCGCCCCGUAGCACUCACUUCCGUCAUCAUGAAGUGCUUUGAGAGACUAGUCAAGGACCAUAUCACCUCCACCCUACCUGACACCCUAGACCCACUCCAAUUUGCUUACCGCCCAAAUAGGUCCACAGACGAUGCAAUCUCAACCACACUGCACACUGCCCUAACCCACCUGGACAAGAGGAAUACCUAUGUGAGAAUGCUGUUCAUCGACUACAGCUCGGCAUUCAAUACCAUAGUACCCUCCAAGCUCGUCAUCAAGCUCGAGACCCUGGGUCUCGACCCCGCCCUGUGCAACUGGGUACUGGACUUCCUGACGGGCCGCCCACAGGUGGUG
Molecule: messenger RNA, 3480 nt
Organism: Oncorhynchus nerka (sockeye salmon)
Lineage: Eukaryota; Metazoa; Chordata; Actinopteri; Salmoniformes; Salmonidae
Product: zinc finger protein 629-like
Exons: 5
Coding region: 267-1574 (435 amino acids)
Source: RefSeq, a predicted model, not a curated record